Rhodotorula toruloides NP11 is the source of this 891-nucleotide messenger RNA. RefSeq names its product cytochrome-c peroxidase. The transcript is spliced from 13 exons. Gene Ontology annotation, biological process: response to reactive oxygen species; hydrogen peroxide catabolic process; cellular response to oxidative stress. Lineage: Eukaryota; Fungi; Basidiomycota; Microbotryomycetes; Sporidiobolales; Sporidiobolaceae. Bases 1 to 891 code for a protein of 296 amino acids. The record is from RefSeq and is a predicted model, not a curated record. Gene Ontology annotation, molecular function: peroxidase activity; heme binding.
AUGGCACCGACAACACAGAAGGAGGCUGCAUCCCGAAAGGGAGACUACGACGCAGUCCGCCGCGACAUCGCAUCCAUUCUCAAGCAGCCCGACUACGACGACGGAAGCAUCGGACCCGUCCUCGUCCGGUUGGCGUGGCAUGCGAGUGGAACGUACGACAAGGAGUCGAACACGGGUGGCUCGAACGGUGCGGGCAUGCGGUACGAGUGCGAGGGAGGCGACCCUGCCAACGCCGGCCUCGAACACGCCCGCCGCUUCCUCGAGCCGAUCAAAGAAAAGCACCCGUGGAUCACCUACGCCGACUUGUGGACUCUCGCGGGCGUCACGGCUAUCAAGGAGAUGGGCGGGCCAGAGUGCGCAUGGAAGCCGGGAAGGACCGACUUUGUCGAUGACAGCAAGUGCCCUCCCCGCGGCCGCCUCCCCGACGGCGCCCUAGCAGCCGACCACCUCCGCCACGUCUUCUACCGCAUGGGCUUCAACGACCAAGAGAUUGUCGCGCUCGCCGGCGCGCACUCGAUGGGCAGGUGCCACUCGGAUAGGUCGGGCUUUGAGGGCCCUUGGAGCGUCACGCCGACUAAGUUCUCGAACCAGUACUACAAGCUCACCAAGUUCAAGUGGGAGAAGAAGCCGUGGCAGGGACCUAUCCAGUUCAAGAACGAGGAUCUCGGCGAAGUUGAUGAUGCUCCCUACCGAUAUGGCGCUCAUCGAGGACAAGGAGUUCCUCCCUUACGUCAAGAAGUACGCCGAGGACCGCGAGGCGUUCUACGACGACUUUGCAAAGGUGUUUGCGAAGCUGAUCGAGCUGGGCGUCGAGCGCGACGGCAAGUACGAGAGUGCGCCGACGUUCUCGCAGGAGGCGGGCGACAAGAAGGAGCAGGAGGCCAAGAGUAA